GUUCUUUGUAUCACUUUUUUUUUCACUUUUGUUUAUUUUAUCGUUUUAUUUUGUUCUUCGUUAUUUGUUAUAUUCAAUAAUAUGUCAUUCCAAACCUUCAAUCAUGUAAUCAAUCAACCUACCAAGAGAAGGAUGUGUGAUGAUGAACAAGAUGAUGAUAAUGUAUCAAUGAUGAAAGAUCAAGGACCUAAACGAUUGAAUGAUUUAACGCAAGAAUUUAAUCCCAACAAUGAACCACCUAAACCAAAUUUUACCUUACCAUCACUUACUUACGCUUCACCUGAUUAUCGUCCUCCUCCAAGAACGGAUGCUUUAUGGCUUCAACCUGUACCUCAACCAACUUCUCAACAUACUACUACCGUCAAUAACAGUUUAUCUUCAGGCCAACCUAUGGACGACGACUCAACAGAUGAAGAUGAUACAUUACCUACACCUGGAUACCAACCUCAUUCUAUUAGUAAACCAACCCAACAAUCAUCAACAACAAAUAUAAAAUCCAACACUGGUUUUGAUUGGAUUAUGACUGAUCAAAGCUAGAUCCACCCAUCUUAUUGAUGAUGUAAGACGUCCCAUCCUUUUCUUAUUUUGCUACUUGAUUAGUUAGAUGUAUAUAGUUUAUUAGUUAUCCCUUUUUAUCUUAAAUAAAAAAAAAUGUUGUGCAAAUGA
This is a messenger RNA of Halteromyces radiatus, 666 nucleotides long. RefSeq lists its product as uncharacterized. Bases 82 to 537 code for a protein of 151 amino acids. The transcript has 3 exons. The record is from RefSeq and is a predicted model, not a curated record. NCBI's taxonomy places the organism in Eukaryota, Fungi, Mucoromycota, Mucoromycetes, Mucorales, Cunninghamellaceae.